AUGGCCGACCCAGGCAUCACCGCCACGUUCUCCGAUCUCCCGACUGAGAUGAAGGCGACUAUCUUUGGCUAUCUCCAACGAAACGAUCACAAAAAGUCGGCUUGCCUUGUGAGUCGCAGUUGGAGAGAUGUAAUGGCGCCAAUCCUCUGGGAACAUCUUACACUGAGAGUCGCAACCACCUUACCAUGGGAACUGGCUUGUCUACUGAACGCAAAUGACGGAGUCCUUGCCCACGUGCGUUCUAUUGACAUCCUUGAAGGACUGGACGGCACGGCAGAGGUUGAGAUGGAUUCCGAAUUUGGGGUUGCUUUUCAAUUCAUCUUUGGUGCCCUUCAAAAGAAUUGCCUUUCGACACUCAGAUUCUAUAUUCACAUCAGCAUGACUACACUGCUCAGAGUCCUUCAACCUCAGCAAGCGCUCAAAACACUUCGGCUUCGAAGCUUACCUCCUGAUGCAAGCCCAUCUAGCGACUUGUGUCUCGCAUCGCAUAGUUCAUGGGUCACACCUACGUUGCGCAACAUCAAGAACCUUUUCAUUCCCAUUGGGGAUGGGGAGCAAAACGCGUACGAGAACAGCGCCUAUCUUCUCAAGAGUACACCAAAUCUCAAGAAACUGACCCUAUGGGGCCUCUCUAAUAGCUGGUCUUUACAUGACUUGCAUGGAAAGGAUGUCUUUGGAGGGCCAGGACCAGGUCUCCAGACUCUACAGCUGGACCGCCUUCAUCUUCAUUGUCUGAUUCUCAAGACGUACCCUGCUUCGUUGUUCGCAGUCAUUGAUUUCUCCGUUCUUCGCGAGCUCUCUGUCAUGCGAUGCUGCCAAGUCGGAGCCUUUAUCACUGCUCUCGUUCCAGGGGUAUCCAAAGUACCGUCUUUGAGAAGGCUAGAGAUAACGGUAGCUUCUACUUCAAUUCUCUCAGAAGAUUCUCUGGAAGCGAUCGAGGCUCUGGUGACAUCCACUUCUUCCCUACGGGAGCUUUGGUUGGAUGUUGGUAAAGGGCGUUUGAUCUAUGUAGCAUGCCUGGCUGGACAUGGAAAUACGUUGAAGAGUCUUGGUCUAGCAGCUUUAUCGAGAACGCAGGAUCCAUACUACUACGCCCUUGAACUUGAUAAUCUACUGGUACAGGCGCCAAAGCUUGUAGACUUAGCAAUCGGUCUUUGCCCGAUCAACCUUGGUCACGUUGGCCAUCUUGGUGCUAAGUUCAAGCUGUUCGAGCAAACCGGUAACGAAUACGUUCUCAGUGAAAUAGAAUUCCUCCUAAUUCGUAUUGCGAAACAUCAAAACCUCCAGUCACUGCGGAUUCUCACACUACCCAGCAUCGAUUAUGGGAUUAUGCCAAACCCGAAUAUCGUGGAGGGGAUUGGCCUUCCAGAGGAGCACAUCUAUACCUCGCAAGCAAUGAUGCAGGCAUUUGCUACAGAAGUCUUUCGUCUGCUCGUUAGGAAUGGAUCCAACAUUAGAGCUCUAGCUAUGUCGCCGGAAGAUAUGAAUUCUGCUAAACGACCUGUCCUCGAUGACAACGGCCACCGUUGGCCCCGCUACUAUUACAGAUACGACGUAACUGGUGCCAUGAGCGGUCAAGAGCACGUUAUUGCUGUCCCGACACCUCCGGCUGAGUUUCCAAUCCCCGUCCCGACUUGA
Alternaria arborescens is the source of this 1638-nucleotide messenger RNA. RefSeq lists its product as hypothetical. The transcript has 2 exons. The record is from RefSeq and is a predicted model, not a curated record. Bases 1 to 1638 code for a protein of 545 amino acids. Gene Ontology annotation, molecular function: protein binding. Lineage: Eukaryota; Fungi; Ascomycota; Dothideomycetes; Pleosporales; Pleosporaceae.